Messenger RNA from Photinus pyralis (common eastern firefly), 2217 nucleotides. It is a transcript of the gene Oamb, whose product is annotated as octopamine receptor Oamb. Gene Ontology annotation, biological process: adenylate cyclase-activating adrenergic receptor signaling pathway. NCBI's taxonomy places the organism in Eukaryota, Metazoa, Arthropoda, Insecta, Coleoptera, Lampyridae. Bases 383 to 2023 code for a protein of 546 amino acids. Gene Ontology annotation, cellular component: membrane. The record is from RefSeq and is a predicted model, not a curated record. Gene Ontology annotation, molecular function: G protein-coupled amine receptor activity. The transcript is spliced from 6 exons.
AAUUGGAGUAUUCGUUUUAUUCCUGAUGGGUAGGAGGAACUAAUUUGGGUACAUUCACUGGGAACAGGCGAGUAUAACAAGGAAACCGUGAGCCGCAGUCAGCACGCCUUGGUACGCACCCUCGAUGCCUGUGAAAUGUUCGCGCCCGAGCUUUACCCAUACCAGAAUUCUCCGCUGAAGAUGGACCAGACUAUGGCGGAAAGCUUGUAGAUUCUGACACCAGCUGGAAAAGCGCACGUUGCGGUGAAUAUAAAAUAUGAUUGUCAAAAACGAUUCAUGGCGUAGCAUUUUCAAGUUUCUUCAUUAUCAUAAAUGGAAGACGUCAAAAAGUGUUUUGUGUAACUGCAAGCCGCGUUUGUAGAAUCAGAAUGCGAAUGCGGUGAUGCGAAAAACGUUAAACGCGUCCGCGUGUGCGGCGCUAUUGGAAGAAGUGAAUUGGAGCGAUCCAGGACUACUAACUUCGCUUUCGAUCCUCGCUUUAAUUAAUGUUAUGGUUAUUGUCGGUAACUGUCUUGUGAUUGCCGCGGUCUUCUGUUCGUCGAAAUUAAGAUCUGUGACAAACUUAUUUAUUGUGUCGCUUGCCGUCGCUGAUCUCCUAGUUGGAUUAGCAGUGCUUCCCUUUUCUGCAACUUGGGAGAUAUUUAAGGUCUGGAUAUUUGGAGAUACUUGGUGCAGUAUUUGGUUAGCUCUCGACGUUUGGAUGUGUACCGCAUCAAUUUUAAAUCUCUGUGCGAUUUCCCUUGACCGUUACGUCGCCGUUACCAGACCCAUCACCUACCCGAGCAUAAUGUCUCACUCGAGAGCGAAGCUUUUGAUUGCCGGAUUGUGGGUUCUCAGUUUUGUUAUAUGCUUCCCGCCGUUAGUUGGAUGGAAAGAUAAACAGAGUGAGGACGAAAGUGGCAACGUAACGCUUCCGGAAGAUCCUCCUUGUCCAUGGAAAUGCGAGUUGACAAACGAAGCAGGUUACGUUGUCUAUUCGGCGUUAGGCUCGUUUUACAUACCAAUGUUCGUUAUGCUGUUUUUCUACUGGCGAAUUUAUCGUGCGGCAGUAAGGACGACUCGUGCUAUUAAUCAAGGAUUUAGGACUACCAAAGGUACACGAGGAUUGGGCAACCGAUUCGAUGAGCAACGGCUUACACUGCGGAUACACCGUGGUAGAGGGUCCUCCACCAAGCACCUCCACGGAUCGCCCCACAGCACCGGUAGCAACAGCACCACAACAACAACAGGAAGUGCAUCCCCUAGUCCUCGUGGAAAGCACGAACGUGUAAAAAUUAGUGUUAGUUAUCCAUCGACCGAGAACGUAUCAUCUAAUUCGGCGCCCCACUUACUCGCCGUCAGUCCAACGUCUCCAAUCGCCCAAGCGAGCUACGCCGUGCACUACACGACCAAUGGAAAGGAUAUCACAUCAACCAAUUUGUAUCGUAGAGAGAACCACUUACGGGUACAAAAUCGUUUGGGUUCGCAAAACCACAAACCUAUCAGACGGUCGAGCUUUGGGGGGCACAUGGAAAGGGUCCGCGAUCCCAGUCCUAGCCCGAGUGCGUUCGAGGACGGCUUUCACAAACCGAAAGUGAUGUCGAAACGCAUGGGAAAACGUAACAUUAAAGCUCAAGUGAAACGUUUUCGAAUGGAGACUAAGGCCGCAAAGACGUUGGGUAUAAUCGUGGGUGGUUUCAUUUUCUGCUGGCUCCCGUUCUUUACGAUGUACCUGAUACGGGCGUUUUGCGGGGGAUGCAUUCAUCCGCUACUAUUUUCUAUACUGUUCUGGUUAGGCUACUGCAAUAGUGCAAUUAAUCCGUUGAUUUACGCCUUAUUUUCGAAAGACUUUAGGUUCGCGUUUAAGAGAAUUAUAUGCAAAUGCUUCUGUAAAGGGGACGGAUCGCAGAGUUCCCGGAGAGGUUCGGAUGGAUCUCAACUUGCCGGAAGGCAUUUCCGUUCGCCUAGUUAUAACACGACACAACACGCGAAUUCGCUAGGAGAAGAAAGUGAUCCAGGGGGAGAUCCUUCGGACUCGAGGUGACCAAACAAGAAAAAUCGGUCCGUUGCUCAAAUGUAUCUCGACAACAAUUCGCCGUUUAAAAUGGCGAUGUACUUGUACGGAUGACAGGAGCAUGAGUGUUAAUGACUGUAGCUAGAUUUAUUACGUGUUUUUAAUAUAUUUAUGCAUUUACGGAGAGGGAAAAACUAACGACUUAUUAAACCUGUAAUUAUAAA